This is a messenger RNA of Gastrolobium bilobum, 711 nucleotides long. RefSeq names its product ubiquitin-ribosomal protein eS31 fusion protein-like. Gene Ontology annotation, cellular component: ribosome; nucleus; cytoplasm. Gene Ontology annotation, biological process: translation; modification-dependent protein catabolic process; protein ubiquitination. NCBI's taxonomy places the organism in Eukaryota, Viridiplantae, Streptophyta, Magnoliopsida, Fabales, Fabaceae. Gene Ontology annotation, molecular function: structural constituent of ribosome; protein tag activity; ubiquitin protein ligase binding. The record is from RefSeq and is a predicted model, not a curated record. Bases 40 to 537 code for a protein of 165 amino acids. The transcript has a single exon.
AUCAUUCUAUGAAAUCCACAUAGAGAGAGAGAGAGAGAGAUGCAGAUCUUCGUGAAAACCCUAACAGGUAAGACGAUAACCUUAGAGGUAGAAUCGUCUGAUACAGUCGAUAAUGUGAAGGCGAAGAUACAAGACAAGGAAGGCAUCCCUCCCGAUCAACAGCGCCUCAUAUUCGCCGGCAAGCAGCUGGAAGAUGGCCGCACCCUUGCCGACUACAACAUCCAGAAGGAGUCCACCCUCCACCUGGUCCUCCGCCUCCGCGGCGGUGGCAAGAAGCGCAAGAAGAAAAAGAAGACUUACACGGAGCCGAAGAAGACCAAUUACAAGAGGAAGAGGCCCAAGUGUGCCCUGCUCCAGCUCUACAAGGUCGAUGAAUCAGGCAAGCUUCAGAAGCUGAGGAAGGAGUGCCCUAAUCCUGAGUGUCCACCGGGUACCUUCAUGGCCAAUCACUCUGACAGGCACUACUGUGGCAAGUGUGGCCUCUCCUAUCUUUAUCAGACAGCCGUCCCUGACUCUAACCCUACUGCGUCGUCUUGAUUUGAGACUUUCUUUCUAUAGUCUGAUUUCAAAUUGUGUUUGACAUGCCUUCAGUAGAUGAAUUUUAAUUUCGUAUUAUACAAUAUAACUCUUUGUAAUUUUGCAUAUUAUUUAACGGUUGUUUGAUAUUUCUGUUAACCAUUUGGUUUUUAAAGGAUGAAUUGAUGAUUAUAC